This is a messenger RNA of Drosophila ananassae, 2381 nucleotides long. Its product is annotated as pseudouridine-metabolizing bifunctional protein C1861.05. The transcript has a single exon. The record is from RefSeq and is a predicted model, not a curated record. Bases 63 to 2213 code for a protein of 716 amino acids. NCBI's taxonomy places the organism in Eukaryota, Metazoa, Arthropoda, Insecta, Diptera, Drosophilidae. Gene Ontology annotation, molecular function: kinase activity; pseudouridylate synthase activity.
CAGGUUGGCAGCACAGCCUAGCGAUCAGCAGGCGUGUCGCAUGCGUUUGAUUUUUGUUUACAAUGCUUUUCCGGAGGCGCUGCCUUUUUACCGCCCUGCGACUGGCGCGGAGGAAUCUCACCACAGACAGGAAGAACCAUGGGCACAUUGUGCUCCAUCCUGAGGUCCAACAGGCGCUGCACGAGCGGCAGCCUUUGGUGGCCCUGGAAUCGACGAUCAUCACUCACGGAAUGCCCAUGCCGGAGAACGUGACCACAGCCCUGGCCGUGGAGGAGGUGGUUCGAAGCCAGGGAGCCAUACCUGCUACUAUUGCGAUCAUGGAUGGCAUAAUUAAAGUGGGUCUGACGAAGGAGGAACUCUGCCUGCUCGCCCAGACGCCGCGGGAACGGGUCAUCAAGUGCUCUCGAAGGGAUCUGCCAUUCGUCGUAUCCAGAAAAAUGGGCGGCGGUACCACUGUCGCGGCCACGAUGAUCAUUGCCCACCAAGUUGGUAUCGAAUUGUUUGCCACAGGAGGCAUCGGCGGGGUUCACCGCGAGGGACAUGUUUCUCUGGACAUCUCCGCCGACCUGACAGAACUCGGACGCACCCCAGUGGCUGUAGUCUGCAGUGGGGUCAAAUCCAUCCUGGACAUACCUCGCACCUUGGAGUAUCUGGAGACCCAGGGAGUGUGUGUGACGUCACUGGGUAGUCCAGGUGGCGUAUUCCCCGAUUUCUACACACGGGACAGUGGCUGCAAGGUGCCAUAUGACCUGGCCGAUCCUCAGGAGGCAGCGGCCCUGCUCCGCUCUUGGAAGGAAGUGAACCUUCAAUCGGGUGUCCUGAUUGGAGUGCCUCUGCCGGAAGAGUUUGCGGCGGACAAGGAUAAAAUUGAGGAAGCCAUCAAGGAGGCCACCGCCGACGCAAAAGCUAAGGGUAUUUCCGGCAAGGAAGUCACCCCCUUCCUGCUAUCUGCCAUCUCCGAGAUCACAAAGGGGAGCAGCCUCAAGGCCAACAUUGCGCUGAUUAAAAAUAACGCCAAGGUGGCGGCCGAGAUUGCAGUUGCCUACCGAAACGGAUGUGGAAAAGCACCUGGUGGAAGGGCAAACUCCACUAAACCUCUGGUCGUUGGAGCUGGAAAAGCACCUGGUGGCAAGGAAAACACUAAGCCACUGGUCGUCGGAGCCUCCAUUCUCGAUCUAUCCUUCAAGGUGCAAGACCAGAACCGAGACAUGACGUUGGAUGGAUCCACUUACUCCGCAAUAGCGAAACAGGCCGCUGGGGGCGUGGGACGUAACAUCGCCGAAGGCAUUUACAAGCUACAUGGUGACGUGAACUUCAUCUCGGCCGUGGGAAACGAUCAUAUGGGCGAGUGCCUUCUUAAGAUGAUGCCCCAGGCGCUGCAGCGUGGCAUCCUCGUGCAGGACAACCAAGCAACUUCGUUGUGCUCCCUUAUGUUCGACAAGUUUGGUGACUGCAAGAUCAUCCUCGGAAACAUGGAGAUCCACCAAACAAUUACGCCCGAAACACUCCAGCCCUACCACGAGUUCUUCUGUGAUGCCCCCAUAAUCGUCAUGGACAGCAAUAUCUCCGAGCAGGCGAUGACGAGCAUCCUACAGCAGGCGGAGGAACACAAAACUCCCGUGUUCUUCGAGCCCACCGACAUGUCUAUAGCUGGCAAGCCAUUCAAGCUGGCUCCGGAGCUGACAAAGAACAUCCGCCUCAUCAAGCCCAACAUCCACGAACUGAAGACCAUUGCAGAGGUCAUAACGGGCGAGACCAUCAAAGGGAAACUUGAUUCCAAGCUGUCGCGAGAGCAACUGCUCCAGCAAGCGAAGUCGUUGAUCAAGAUGAUCGACCGCCACUUCAACUGCAUCAUUGCCACAUUGGGAAACCACGGCGUCCUACUCAGCUACCGGCAGGAUGCCAAUUCCGAUGCCCAUCUGCUGUUGGACGUGGAGAGCUCUGGCUCUCCGCACUGCACGCGAUUCUAUGCUGCUCCCAAGGUCAAAAACAUUGUGAAUGUCUCGGGAGCUGGCGACAGCUUCUGCGCGGGCUUCAUCAGCACUCUGUUGCACGGCCGCGACCUGGACCACUGCGUGGCAGCUGGGUUUGUGGCCGCCGAGCGGGCACUCCACUCCGAGUCGGCAGUGCCCAGCAACUACUUUCCUGAUCUUGAAGCCUUCGAGAGCCGCUACACGCAGGCUGCUGAGAAUCUGAAGCAAUAUAGCAUUUAGAGAUUUAAACAAUUGUCGUUUACUCAGGUUCUGUGCUUUAUUCCGCAUUUUAUUCUAAUAAAGUAGAUGAGUUCCGCGUCUAGUAGGCCCACCUGGAAAACAAAUUGAAAGAUUGUUAUUUUUUAUAUGACUCUCAAGGACAUGUACAAAUAAAUUUGUUAACUAUCA